Cinara cedri is the source of this 968-nucleotide messenger RNA. Lineage: Eukaryota; Metazoa; Arthropoda; Insecta; Hemiptera; Aphididae. The record is from the annotation of a GenBank genome assembly.
AUGUCCAAGUACGCGCCCGUGUCUCACGUCAUUUUCGACAUGGACGGUUUGCUUUUAGGCGAGUACCUACCUAAAUGUAUAACUCCAAGCAUUUCGCGUGCAUCUGACUUCGUGUUUAUCAUGGGCUUUCCGUGUUGCAAUCAAAUGUUUAAACUAUUUUCGUUUGUGUUUUAGAUACGGAAAAAGUGUACUUGGCGAGCAUUACCGAAGUGUUGAAAAACCACGGUAAAGAUUACCCGGCCGACUUGCGCGUCAGAGUAAUGGGCACAAUACCAAUCAAUACGGCCACGAUCAUAAUAAACGAAUUGGAAAUGGACAUGGAUCCCGUCGAUCUUCUAGCCGAAUUUCACGAAAAACAAAUUGUCAAAAUGGAGAACAUUCCUUUUUUGCCAGGUUUGAAUUAAUUAGAUUUUCAACGGAUGCAUAUUCGCCCUGUUCCAUUCAGAUUCAAGUAGGGGUACCUAAACACUGUUUACAGGAGCUGAAAGGUUAAUAGAUCAUCUACAUACUAACAAUGUGCCAAUAGCAGUAGCUACCAGCAGUGGAAAAGAUACCUUCAAAGUUAAAACAGCAAAUUAUCAACAUGUUUUUUCAAAAUUCCAUCACAUUGUACUAGGUAGUGCAGAUUCAGAAGUGAAACGGGGUAAACCAGCUCCAGAUAUAUUCCUGGUUUGUGCCUCACGGUUUGAUGAUAAACCUUUACCGGAAAAUGUAUGUACUUCUGUAUUAGGCCUAUUGAGAUAUUACUAUGACUGUGAGGUAUAAUGUAUGUAUUUUAUUGUGUGUUUCAGUGUUUGGUAUUUGAAGACGCUCCGAAUGGUGUUACUGGUGCAAGAGAUGCCGGAAUGCAAACUGUUAUGGUACCAGACAAAAUAAUUCCUGUUGAGAAAACUACUCAUGCUACUCAAGUGUUAUCUUCAUUGUUGGACUUUAAACCUGAAGAUUUUGGACUACCUCCAUUUCCAUAA